This is a messenger RNA of Salvia hispanica, 1752 nucleotides long. Its product is annotated as cytokinin hydroxylase-like. Lineage: Eukaryota; Viridiplantae; Streptophyta; Magnoliopsida; Lamiales; Lamiaceae. Gene Ontology annotation, molecular function: iron ion binding; monooxygenase activity; oxidoreductase activity, acting on paired donors, with incorporation or reduction of molecular oxygen. The record is from RefSeq and is a predicted model, not a curated record.
CCAGUCGCAGAGUCUAUAAAUACUCCAUAUAUGUACGUGGUGUAGAGAGAGGGAGAGAGAAUGGAAUUGGUAGGAUGGAUGUGUAUGGGUAUAUGUAUGUGUGUUUUAUGCGUGUUGAAAGUAGUCCAUUCAAGCAUUAUAUGCUACUGGGUGAGUCCUCGACGCAUUCAGAAAAUAAUGGAAAAACAAGGUGUGCGUGGCCCCAAACCCCGCUUUCUCCUCGGCAACAUCUUAGACAUGGCUUCUCUCCUCUCCCAAUCCACCGCCAACGACUGCCUUUCCCUCCACCACGACAUCGUCUCCCGCCUCCUCCCCCAUUACAUCCUCUGGUCCAAAACAUACGGAAAACGCUUCAUAUUUUGGAACGGAGUGGAGCCACGCCUGUGCCUCACCGAAACACACCUCAUCAAAGAGCUUCUCUCCAAAUACAGCAGCCUCUCUGGGAAGUCUUGGCUCCAGCAGCAGGGCUCCAAGCAUUUCAUUGGCCGCGGCCUCUUGAUGGCUAACGGCGACGAUUGGUUCCACCAGCGCCAUAUCGUGGCUCCUGCUUUCAUGGGCGACAAGCUCAAGAGCUAUGCAGGGUACAUGAUUGAUUGCACGAACCAAAUGCUGACGUCACUGGAAACAGCCAUCGCCAACGGCCAAACAGAAAUCGAAAUCGGAGAAUAUAUGACCAGACUCACCGCUGAUAUCAUUUCCAGAACUGAAUUCGACACCAAUUACGAAAAGGGGAAGCAAAUAUUCCAUCGCCUAAGUGUUCUGCAAAAUCUGUGCGCCAGAUCCACCCGCCAUUUGUGGUUUCCUGGCAGCAGAUUCUUCCCAAGCAAGUACAACAGAGAGAUAAAAUCGCUCAAGACCGAGGUGGAGAGGCUGUUGAUGGAGAUCAUACAGAGCCGCAGAGACUGCGUCGAGAUCGGGCGGAGCACCUCCCACGGCAACGAUCUGCUCGGAAUGCUGCUCAAUCAGAUGCACAACAACAAAUCCAAAUCCAAAUCCAAUCUGCAGCUCAUCAUGGACGAAUGCAAGACCUUCUUCUUCGCGGGCCACGACACCACAGCGCUGCUGCUCACGUGGACUAUCAUGCUCCUCGCCACCAAUCCCACGUGGCAGCACAGAAUCAGAGCUCAGCUUAACCAACUCUGCAAUGGCUCCCCUCUUUGCGUUCACCACCUCUCCAACCUCACUCUGUUAAACAUGGUGAUCAAUGAGUCUCUUCGGCUGUACCCUCCGGCUUCGCUUCUACCUCGAAUGGCGUUCGAAGACAUAAAACUCGGCGAUCUUUUCAUUCCGAAAGGGCUAUCGAUAUGGAUUCCGGUGCUAGCAAUCCAUCACAGCCAAGAAAUAUGGGGGAAAGAUGCGAACGAGUUCAACCCGGAUCGAUUCGCAUCAAAAUCGUACGCAGCAGGACGCCAUUUUAUUCCAUUUGCGGCCGGGCCGAGGAAUUGUGUGGGGCAGGGGUUUGCCCUAAUGGAGGCCAAGAUCAUAUUAGCAAUGCUCAUAUCCAAAUUCAGCUUCACUAUUUCCCCAAAUUAUCGUCACGCUCCCCUAGUUGUGCUCACCAUGAAACCCAAGUAUGGAGUUCAGAUCCUAUUGGAACCCAUUAGUGAGUGACCUAUGAGAGAAUUUUGUUUAUUUUGGGAAGGUUUUUUGGGAAUAUAGAGAGUUAAUUAUGCUUGAGUUUAUAUUAUGAGAUAAUUAAGGAAGUGGAAAUAAAUGGCAAUAAGUGAAUAAGUUAUUCACUUUCAUCAAAAA